CAUUGCUAGAGCCUAAGAGGAACCGUUUUUUUUUCAUGGUGACCGUUGACGCAUUAGCGUGGAACGAGCGUUUCACGCGACAUGUUUCUGCCAAAAACACAGAUAUUUUCUUCCCGCUUUCUUGCCAUUUAAAUAUUCUUCUUCUUCUUAAUCACUUUUGAUUAUCAUUCGAAAAUUUUCAUCUCUCUUCGAUUGAAUUCCAUCAAUCUUUCCCGCUCUGUACAAAUUCUUUCUUUGAUCUCUGAGCUUUUCUGUUUCGGAAGAAAUCGAUUUGAAAAAAUCCGGACAAUUGGCGUAGAAGCUGGUUGGUUGCAUGUGAACCGAUUCCGUGAUUGAUUUCAAACCGACAGAGACCGACAGAGAUAUUAAUUCAGAGGUGAAGAAUCGAUACUCUGUUAGAUAGAGUUUGAACUUCAAGCUUAGGUUUAUUCCUCUGUUAUUGUUCUUUGGAGGGUGAUUUUUGGAUUUCUAGGGUUCGGAUAGUUUAAAUUGGUGUUAUCCGCAGAAGAGAUUUGCCCUUGAGAUUUGAGUUUAACAGUUUGAUAAAAUCGGCAGGUCAUCAAACUGUUUGAUGAAAAUUGGGUUUCUGUGGUUUCUCUCAAAUGAAACUGAAGUUUAUCUGAUAUUUCUGCAAUCUGCUUUCAUUUGAUGCGAAGUGUUAGUAACAAAAGGUUUCAAAAGGGGAUAAAUCUUGAAAUUUAUACUAGAAGUGAAAUGAAGGCCAUGCCAAGAAAUAAGGCUGAUGGAAAAGAGGUGGACAAGUUUACUACUUACAUAAUUGCAACCAAGGAAUUGUCGCUUGGAGUUGUGAAGGUUGUAUCAUUUUUGGUUAUAUUCGUAGCCGGCGUUAUUCUUGGGUUGGCAGCAAGUGCACAUGUUACUAGAUACAUUACUUCUUCACACAAUGAUCUAUUCUUCCAAUCACAAAACUUUUUGGGUAGGAAGAGUUUUGUCAACCCAACCUAUUUGCAACAUAGUAUGACAGAUGAUGGGCUAUUUUGGAUGGCUUCAAUGGUGCCAAAGAAAGAUGCCUAUCCAUACAACAGAGUGCCUAAGGUGGCUUUCAUGUUUCUGACCAGAGGACCAUUGCCAUUGAGACCACUAUGGGAGAAAUUUUUUCAUGGUCAUGAAGGGCUCUUUUCAAUUUAUGUUCAUGCACUUCCAGGGUAUGAGAGCCAUGUCUCAAAUAUGUCUGCUUUCUAUGGCCGCCAGAUCCCAAGUCAGGAUGUUCAAUGGGGAUCAGUAACUAUGUUAGAUGGAGAGAGGCGUCUUCUCGCCAAUGCCCUUCUUGACUUCUCGAAUGAGCGGUUCGUUCUUCUUUCUGAGAGUUGCAUCCCGAUAUAUGACUUCACAACUGUUUAUAAAUACCUCAUUGGCUCUCCACAUAGCUUUGUUGAGUCCAAUGAUGAUCCAUCCCGUUACGGACGUGGCCGUUACAGCCUCUUUAUGUAUCCAUACAUUAAGCUCCCACAGUGGAGGAAAGGAUCCCAGUGGUUUGAAAUGAACCGUGCUCUAGCAUUACACAUAAUCUCAGAUAGUGAGUACUAUUCUAUCUUCAGUAAAUAUUGUACGCCUACUUGCUACCCGGAUGAACAUUACUUGCCAACUUACAUAAACAUGUUCCAUGGAGGAAUGAAUGAAAAUCGGACUCUGACUUGGGUUGAUUGGUCAAAAAGGAGCCCUCAUCCAGCUACCUAUGGAAGGUAUGAUAUCACAGAAGGUUUUAUACAAUCCUUAAGGAAUAAUGGAACAGAUUGUUCAUAUAAUUCCAAACGAACAUCUGUUUGUUACCUUUUUGCAAGGAAGUUUGCUCCCGAUGCAUUGGAGCCCCUACUUAACAUUAGCUCAACAGUAAUGAAAUUUUGAAAAUGUGUAAUUAUUUUGUGAAGAUCUUUUUCUUUUCCUAUUUCCCUCUUUCUACUUUUGGUUUUCAUUCCUCCUAUACGUGUAGAAUUCAAGUUCUCCAUUAUGACAAGAUGGCUAUUGGAUUAGUUUAGAAGGGAAACCCUGAAGAUCUACAAGAACAGAAGCCAUGUAACAGUUUACGCUGAUUAUGGAUGCAAUAUGCCUCUAUUGGUGUCCAGACUAAUCCAACCCAAGCUUUUUUUGUGGUUUUCCAAAUUCCAAUCCUAACAAGCCUGCCUAUUUCAUGUUUGAUUAAUCCUGGUGUUUGGACCAUGAAUGGGUUGACACCUCUCCCCGGAGUUUGGUCGAAUACGUGAGGUCAGCGGCUCAG
This is a messenger RNA of Macadamia integrifolia, 2236 nucleotides long. Its product is annotated as glycosyltransferase BC10-like. Gene Ontology annotation, molecular function: glycosyltransferase activity. Lineage: Eukaryota; Viridiplantae; Streptophyta; Magnoliopsida; Proteales; Proteaceae. The transcript has 2 exons. The record is from RefSeq and is a predicted model, not a curated record. The coding region runs from base 649 to 1866 and encodes 405 amino acids. Gene Ontology annotation, cellular component: membrane.